GUUAUAAAAGAACGAUUAUCAUAUCAACAACAUGUAGUAAAAUUAAAUGAUAUCUGGUUAUGAUUCAGCAUUAUUUUUUUAGAUCGUAAAUCACUUCAUAUCUUACAUCACUGUCAUUAUAAUGUCGGUACCGGUGGGAGCAUGUGGUUUGAUGUAAUCGGUUUCUCUCGCUCAGUCUUGUGAUGCAUGUUGCACGCAAUCGUUUGGAGAGACAGCAUUACAUCUUCAUUUCUGAACCGUGUUUGUUUUCUGAGGUACUUACUCUUAAAACAAAAUGUGUCUGAGAAGUGUUCCCGCUAGUUGAAAAUGUGAUAUUGCUUUAAGUGACAAGGCGCUCUGUGUUCACUCACACGGGAAUACUUUAUUUGAGAACCAACCGCAAUCCUGAUUUUUGUUUCAAGUAGUUGUGGAAGUGAAAACACAUGGACACUCGCGAUUUUACCGUGGAAAAUAAUGUCUAUAAAGGACCGGUGGUUAAUUACACAGACAUCUAUAAAAGUAUCGGACACAUGAUAUGGGAUAAACUUAAUAGCCAUGGAAAUAAAAUCGCACAUUUGGACGCACGUACGGAAGAAACGGUCACAUAUGAGGAACUGCAAGUUAAAACUGUGAAAUGCGCGUUGUGGCUGAAACACCAAGGAAUCGGACGCGACGAUGUCGUCAGCAUAUGCAGCAAUAACCACUUUAAUUCAAUCGUGCCGUGCUUAUCGGCGACUUAUGUUGCUGCGAUCUUUAACACAAUGAACGAAGAUAUGGAUUUGCCAACCGCGUUGCAUUGCAUAAAACUGAUCAGGCCGAAGGCGAUUUUCUGCACAGCGAAGCCUUUGGAUGUAAUUCGUAAAGCGCUGAAGGAGACGAACUACAACAUCAAAGUGAUAGUUUUCGACGAUCAUUCCGACGCGUUUUCGUUCUCCAAUAUCCUCAACGGUUACAGCGACGCGGAGGUGGCGAAUUUCCGAUAUGUCAAGGCCGAAGAAAACAGCUUGAAGAAAACUGCGUGCAUUUUGCACUCGUCAGGCACCACGGGAAUGCCGAAAGGAGUCGAAAUAUCUAAUUACACUAUGUUGGUCCUGGCUUUUGAAGACGCCAUGGACAUGAAUAACGAGGUGUCGCUUUGGUUCUCGUCUCUUUAUUGGAUGAGCGGAGUAUUUCUGAAUUUGGAAGCGAUCGCGCAAGGCUCCACAGUGCUUCUUUAUCCGGUAUUCGACGAGCAGAUGACGUGCGUGUUGAUUGAAAAAUAUAAGGUGCACACAAUUUUCUUAAGCACGAGUAUGAUGAGUCGAUUUCUUAAGGCCGGUUAUAUAAAGAACUAUUCAUUAUCGUCUUUGAAAGUUAUACUUGUCGGUGGUGCGAUUCUCAAGCCGAGUGUGCAAGAGGAUCUGAAGAAUUUGUUACCGCACGUCGAUAUACUUCAAGCCUACGGUAUGACGGAAGUCGGAUUUGUGACGCUGCAAAAUUCGAAGCACAAGAGCGGAUCCUCCGGCACGGUGGUCAAUAAUGUGCAACUAAAAAUUGUGGAUCCGGACACCGGCAAGAUUCUGGGUCCGAAUCAGUCGGGUGAGGUUUGUGUGAAGUCGGCAAACAUAAUGAACGGCUAUUACAAUAACCCUGAAGAGACGAAGAAGACGAUUGACGAGGACGGAUGGCUACACACAGGCGACAUUGGGUACGUCGAUGAGGACGGGGAACUGUUUAUUUGGGAUAGAAUAAAAGAACUCAUGAAGUACAGAGGGUUUCAAAUCUCACCCGGUGAAAUCGAAGCGGUAUUAAGUACUCAUCCAGCGGUGUGCGAAGUCGCGGUAGUGGGAGUGCCACACGAAAUAGACAACGAUCGCCCGCUUGCCUUCGUUACCAAAAAAUCCGGCGCCAAGGUGACGGAGCAGGAAUUAAUCGAUCACGUGGCGAACAACAUGAUGGAUCAGUACAAGCUUCGUGCUGGCGUCAUAUUUCUCGAAAGUUUUUCAUAUACAGGUUCUGGGAAGAUUUUGAAAAAAGAUCUAAAAGCAAUGGCUAAAAACUUGGCUGUAGAUUGACAUAAUAAAAACAUUUAACUAAAUUAAAGUAAUUACUUAAGAAGUGGUAUUUGGCUUUAAAGUUAAAAACUUACAAUAGGAGAAGGACAAAAUGUUUGACGGUUA
Molecule: messenger RNA, 2138 nt
Organism: Pseudomyrmex gracilis
Lineage: Eukaryota; Metazoa; Arthropoda; Insecta; Hymenoptera; Formicidae
Product: 4-coumarate--CoA ligase 1-like
Exons: 9
Coding region: 423-2033 (536 amino acids)
Biological process (GO): fatty-acyl-CoA biosynthetic process; long-chain fatty acid metabolic process
Molecular function (GO): long-chain fatty acid-CoA ligase activity
Source: RefSeq, a predicted model, not a curated record